GAAGAGCCAGAGCUGGUUAGUGCGAUUUAUGGACGUGGGAUAGCGUAUGGGAAAAAAGGACUACAUGACAUGAAAAAUGCUGAACUGGCUCUGUUUGAGUUCAGUAGGGUAAUUAGCCUAGAACCAGAUCAUCCUGAAGUAUUUGAACAGCGAGCAGAAAUACUGUCCCCUCUCGGCCGAAUUAGCGAAGCUUUAUCUGAUCUCACCAGAGCUAUUCAGCUACAACCCUCGGCCCGACUCUACAGGCAUAGAGGUACCCUUUACUUCAUAUCAGAGGAUUAUGCAACAGCCCAUGAAGAUUUUCAGCACUCAUUGGAACUGAACAAAAAUCAGCCUAUAGCUAUGCUUUAUAAAGGCUUAACCUUUUUCCACAGAGGACUUUUGAAGGAAGCCAUUGAAUCAUUCAAAGAAGCUCUGAAGCAGAAAGCAGACUUUGUAGAUGCAUAUAAAAGUCUGGGACAAGCGUACAGAGAGCUUGGCAACUUUGAUGCUGCAACAGAGAACUUCCAGAAGGCUUUGCUGCUAAAUCAAAAUCAUGUUCAGACACUACAGCUCAAAGGAAUGAUGCUUUAUCAUCAUGGUAGCUUAGAUGAAGCAUUGAAGAAUUUUAAGAGAUGUCUACAGCUAGAACCCUACAACGAAGUAUGCCAAUAUAUGAAAGGUCUCAGCCAUGUUGCAAUGGGACAGUUUUAUGAAGGCAUAAAAGCUCAAACAAAAGUUAUGUUAAAUGAUCCAUUACCGGGCCAGAAGGCCAGCCCAGAAUAUUUGAAAGUUAAAUACCUCCGAGAGUAUUCUAGAUACUUGCAUGCACAUUUGGAUACCCCUCUUACAGAGUACAAUAUUGAUACAGAUCUUCCUGGAAAUUUUAAGGACCACUGGGCCAAAAAUCUUCCUUUUCUUAUAGAAAAUUAUGAGGAACAGCCAGGAUUGCAGCCACAUAUAAAAGAUGUGUUAUUUCAGAAUUUUGAAAGCUAUAAGCCUGGUGUGCAAGACCUCAUAUGUGUAGCUGAUCAUCUGGGUUCAAUGAUGCAAUACGAGACACCAGGAUUUCUUCCAAAUAAAAGAAUACAUAGAGCAAUGGGAUUAGCCACAUUAGAAGUAAUGCAAGCUGUGCAGCGGACUUGGGCAAACUCAAAAGUUCGGAUGAAUGGGAAAACCAGAUUGAUGCAGUGGAGAGAUAUGUUUGAUAUUGCUGUAAAAUGGCGAAGGAUAGCAGACCCUGACCAGCCUGUGCUUUGGCUGGAUCAAAUGCCUGCCCGAAGCCUUAGCAGAGGUUUCAAUAAUCACAUUAAUUUAAUCAGGGGGCAGGUCAUUAAUAUGAGGUACAUGGAGUAUUUUGAGAAAAUUCUUCAUUUUAUCAAAGAUAGGAUCCUUGUUUAUCACAGUGCUAAUAAUCCAAAAGGACUAUUAGAGGUUCGAGAAGCAUUGGAAAAGGUACAUAAAGUAGAAGAUCUUCUUCCCAUAAUGAAGCAGUUUAACAGUAAAACAAGAGAUGGGUUUACUGUGAACACUAAAGUCCCCAGCCUCAAAGAUCAAGGGAAAGAAUAUGAUGGGUUCACAAUUACAAUAACAGGAGAUAAAGUGGGGAACAUACUAUUUUCAGUAGAAACUCAGACGACUGAAGAAAGAACACAGCUGUAUCAUGCAGAAAUAGAUGCACUAUAUAAGGAUUUAACAGCUAAAGGAAAAGUACUAGUUCUAUCUGCAGAGCUGGGGGAAGCAGAUGCUGUGUGCAACUUGAUCCUGUCAUUAGUUUAUUACUUUUAUAACCUAAUGCCUCUUUCAAGAGGAUCCAG
Molecule: messenger RNA, 1796 nt
Organism: Tinamus guttatus (white-throated tinamou)
Lineage: Eukaryota; Metazoa; Chordata; Aves; Tinamiformes; Tinamidae
Source: RefSeq, a predicted model, not a curated record